AGCCCGAGUCGGAGCCGGCGGGCGCGGAUCUGGAGUGAGGGGUCGCAGUCGGGGCAGGAGCCUGGGCUGAGGCGGCGGGCGCUGAGUCCCUGCGAGAUGGACGGGACAGAAGGCAAUGCCGAGCAGCCCGACUCCGCUGAGCGGUCCCAUCGAAGCAGCGUGUCCUCCGUGGGAGCACGAGCAGCUGACGUGUUGGUAUACUUGGCGGAUGACAGGGUAGUGCCCCUGGCCGUGGAGAACCUGCCCUCACUCAGUGCCCACGAGCUGCACCGCGCUGUCCGAGAGUUCCUACAGCUCCCAGACAUCGCCCUGGAGGCCUUCGCACUCUGGCUUGUCUCCCCUCUGCUGGAGGUGCAGCUGAAGCCCAAGCACCAGCCCUACAAGCUGGGCCGCCAGUGGCCGGAGCUGCUGCUGCGCUUCACCGACGCCCCGGACGACGACGUGGCCAUGGAUGAGCCUUCCCUGCAGUUCCGAAGGAAUGUGUUUUUCCCAAGGCGGCGGGAGCUCCAGAUCCACGACGAGGAGGUCCUGCGGCUGCUCUAUGAGGAGGCCAAGGGCAACGUGCUGGCCGCUCGGUACCCAUGUGACAUCGAGGACUGUGAGGCCCUGGGUGCCCUGGUGUGCCGUGUGCAGCUCGGGCCCUACCAGCCAGGUCAGCCCGCCGCCUGCACCCUGAGGGAGAAGCUGGACUCCUUCCUCCCUGCCCACCUCUGUAAGCGGGGCCACGGGCUCUUCGCUGCGCUCCGGGGCCGUGGGGCCAAGGCUGGGCUGGGCGAGCAGGGGCUGCUGAACGCCUACCGCAAGGUGAAGGAAGCGGUCGGCGAGCAUGAGGCCUCCCUGAGCAGCUACUACCGCGCCUACCUCCUCAAGUGCCACGAGCUGCCCUUCUACGGGUGUGCCUUCUUCCACGGCGAGGUCGACAAGCCGGCUCAGAGCUUUUUGCACCGGGGCGGGCGAAAGCCAGUGGCUGUAGCCAUCAGUCUGGAGGGCGUGCAUGUCAUUGACAGCAGGGAGAAGCACGUCCUGCUGGGCCUGCGCUUCCAGGAGCUGUCGUGGGACCAUACCUCCCCCGAGGAGGAGGAGUCUGUCCUGUGGCUGGAGUUCGACGGGGACAAUGAGGGCACACCGGUCAACAAGCUCCUCAAGAUCUACUCCAAGCAGGCCGAACUGAUGAGCAGCCUCAUCGAGUACUGCAUCGAGCUGAACCAGGCUGCGGAGGCCGCCGCUCCCCAGGAGAGCGUGUCUGGUCCCCACUCAGCCCCCAGCUCCUUGCCACCUCCCGCUCAGCGCCCCCAGCUGCGGAGGCAGGGCAGCGUGGUGUGCAGCCGGAUCCAGCACCUCUCUACCAUUGACUACGUGGAGGAGGGCGAGCAGAUCAAGCGGGUGAAGCCGAAGCGCACCACAUCCUUCUUCAGCCGGCAGCUCUCCACGAGCCAGGGGAGCUACACCGUGGUGCAGCCCACCGACGGCCUGGAGCAGGGCUGAGGGCGGCAGUGCCAGGCAGGAGGAGGGCACGGGGAGGCCCCUGGACCUGGCCCAGUGCUGUCCUCCCUGAGGGGCAGGGCAGGCUGUGGCCCUCACGUUGGGGUGGGGGCUUCCUCGGAGCGUGAAGGAGUGACUUCUGUGGCUGAGACGGUGCCUGGGCUGUGGAGAGCUGGCCGGGGGCUCCCACAGGGUCCCUCCUGCAGCCUGCCCGUCCUUCCCCUGGACUCUGAGCCCCACUGCUGUCUCAGGACCAUCUGAUCAGGCCCCGGCCACCCCCUCCCACCCAGGGAUGCGCUUUUGUGCCCUUCUCAAGAUGGACAGUGUCCCCUGCUCUGAAGUGCCCUGGGGCGGUUCUGAUGGCAGGUAGCCAAGGAAUAGGGCUCGGGACCUGGAGGGGGACAUGUGUGUCUUCGGUCUUUUCCCUGGACUCGGGUGACCACAUCUCUGCAUUCCUUCUGCUGGCAUUCCACCCUGUGCUGCCAGGCUGGGCCAGCGCUCUACGGGGCGGGGCAGGGCCCCUCCCUGGAUUGAACCGCAGCAAGAACAGAGAAGGCAAGGCCCCCCCACCCAAACCCUCCCUGGCUGGAUGGAACUGGAGGGAGCCGGCAGGACCCGGCUCCCCUGUGCCCCUCACUCAGGCAUCUCUUGCAGGCAGGAGACACUCUGACCAGAAGGAAAGUGCCCUUUUGCUAGCCUUUGGUGACAUCACUGUGCUGGGAGGUGGCUGUCCUUGGACAACAAGCCCACCAGACCCACCCUCCACACUCGGAGAAGCUCCCAAACCCCCUUGGGCAUCGGGUUUAGUUUUGGUUUUUUCUCUUCUGCUUUGGUCCCAUGAAGCCUGUGAACUCGGGCAACUCAAGAGAACGCCCGCCAACCUCAGAGCUGCUGGCUGCCCAGGAGAUGGCACUGUGGUUUCCAUCAGGCCUGACCCGGGGGCCAC
Ceratotherium simum simum (southern white rhinoceros) is the source of this 2428-nucleotide messenger RNA. It is a transcript of the gene FRMD8, whose product is annotated as FERM domain containing 8. Gene Ontology annotation, cellular component: cytoskeleton; plasma membrane. Lineage: Eukaryota; Metazoa; Chordata; Mammalia; Perissodactyla; Rhinocerotidae. The record is from RefSeq and is a predicted model, not a curated record. Gene Ontology annotation, biological process: negative regulation of canonical Wnt signaling pathway.